Messenger RNA from Coniophora puteana RWD-64-598 SS2, 2379 nucleotides. RefSeq names its product sugar transporter. Gene Ontology annotation, molecular function: myo-inositol:proton symporter activity. Gene Ontology annotation, biological process: transmembrane transport. Bases 60 to 1757 code for a protein of 565 amino acids. Lineage: Eukaryota; Fungi; Basidiomycota; Agaricomycetes; Boletales; Coniophoraceae. The transcript has 9 exons. Gene Ontology annotation, cellular component: membrane. The record is from RefSeq and is a predicted model, not a curated record.
UUGACCCUGACGAUUAGGGCUACGUCAAACGUCAAAACUCUUUACGGCAAAAGCAAGCGAUGGCAUCCGAGCCGAACCACGGCGGCUCACGGUCGCCCUCCCUUGAAGACGACAACGAAAAGCGGAAUACGAUAGCCACCACCACUCUCAGUGCCAACGCUGCCAGCAAGGAUCCCGAUGCUGCAUUUCAGGAUGUGUUAGCCCACACACAAGCAGGCGAGAUAUCCGAGGCAGCUGUUGUAGCUGAAGGCGCGGAACAUACCACCUGGUUCGUCAUUGGCGUCGUCGCCUGCUGUUCCAUCUCCGGUCUUCUCUUCGGUUACGACACUGGUGUCAUCUCUGGUGCGCUCGUUUCGAUUGGAGGAGACUUGGGUCCGGCUGAGCUAUCGGAUGGGCAAAAGGAAUUUAUUACGUCCUCAACUACACUGGGUGCCCUCCUUGGUGGCCUCGCUGCAGGCGCUCUCUCAGAUAUCACUGGCCGUCGUCCUGUCCUCGGUCUUGCAGAUGUGCUUUUCAUUGGUGGUGCAAUUGGUCAGGCGGUCUGCCACACGGUCUGGAGUAUGAUUGGCUGCCGCCUUCUAGUCGGCUUGGGCGUCGGCCUGGCCUCAUGCAUCGCCCCCCUCUACAUCCAAGAACUCGCGCCGACCCGCCUCAGAGGCCGCCUGGUGGUGCUCAACGUAGUGCUCAUCACUCUCGGCCAGGUCAUUGCGUACGGCAUCGACGCCGGAUUUGAGAACGUCCCACACGGGUGGCGAUGGAUGGUCGGACUUGGCGCUGUGCCCGCUGGUAUCCAGGCCGCGCUCGUAUUGAUCCUUCCCGAGAGUCCGCGUAUCCUGGUAAGAAGGGGCGACAUUGAGGACGCGCAUAAGGUGCUCGGGAAGAUAUACAAGGGGGCAAAGGCCGAGCAGGUUGAGCUCAAGCUCCGUGUUCUUCGUGCAGCCGUCCAGCAAAGCAUCGAUAUCGCCAACUCGACGACCUUCCUCGAGCGCAUACGCAGCAUGAUCUCGGUCCCCGUCAACCGUCGCGCUCUCAUCGUCGCCUGCGGCCUGCAGGCAUACCAACAGCUCUGCGGGUUCAACACGCUCAUGUACUACUCCGCCUCCCUCUUUGCCGAGAUCGGGUUCGACCAACCCACCGCGGUCGGGCUCAUCGUCGCAGGCACGAACUUCCUCUUCACACUCAUCGCGCUCCGCUGGAUUGACGUCAUCGGGCGGAGAAGGAUCAUGCUCUGGAGCGCGCCGGGUAUGGUCGUCGGGCUGGUGGUGGCUAGCAUUGCUUUCCACUUCAUGACGCGGAACACGGGCGGGCAGCUCGUCAGCGGGUCGCACUACGAGACGGGCUGGUCCGCGGUCGUGCUGCUUAGCAUGAUCGUGUUCGUCGCGAGCUACGCGACCGGCCUCGGCAACGUGCCCUGGCAGCAGGGCGAGCUCUUCUCGCUCGAAGUCCGCGGCAUCGGCACCUCCCUCGCGACAGCGACCAACUGGGGAGCGAACCUGCUCAUCGGCUCGACAUACCUCUCGCUCAUGGCGCGCAUCACGCCCGCCGGCGCGUUCGGGUUCUACGCGGGCCUGUGCUUCCUCGGCUGGGUGUUCUGCGUGGGCUUCUUCCCAGAGACGGCGGGUCUGAGUCUGGAGGAGGUGCAGGUCGUGUUUAGAAACGGGUUCGGGAUCAAGGAGAGCAGACGGCUUCGAGAGGAGAAGAGGGCGUUUAGGAUUAAAGAUGAGGCGGAGGCGGAGAAGAGUGCUGGGAGGGUUUGAGUGCUCGAAUGGUAUGGAUCUGGGGUGAGAUAUGGAUUAAUGGCUGUGAGCUAGGAAGCGGACCUUCGGAACUCGAGGGAUAGUUUUGUAGGAUGCUUUCUUGGUUUCUUCUCUUUUUUGACGACGCUGACGGUUCAGUGACGAUACCCGAAAAACUUGAACUUGUUUACAAGAUCUAAUACGUAGUACACAUAUACUUUACGAUUAUUCUUCGAUAGGUGUCCGUACGAUUAGUACGUGCACAGAUACAGUCCCGCACAAAACUACUGCUCAAUCGAACGGGACAGCCCAUAUCCCGGGCCCCUGCAGUGCCUUCUUCUCUCUCUGCUCCGCCUUCGCAGCACCGAAUGCACUCGGCACCGGAAUGCCACAGCAAUCGGGGAGGCCCUCGUGCGCGUGCCCAUGUCCGUGCGCGCCCAACUUCGGGACGCCUCGUUCAUCAUAUUCAAUCACUUCGUUCUCGUGGUCGUGAUCGUGACCGUUAGUGUCAAUGUCAACGGGGAGUGGCGGGGCAGGGAGGAGCGAACCGAAGAGGAAGUGUUGCAUGACGGGCAGCUUGCCGAGGACUUCGCCGAGGUACAUCUUGAACAUGCCUUCGUUUACUUUGGUCCAUUUCUUCACC